Molecule: messenger RNA, 2991 nt
Organism: Oryza brachyantha (malo sina)
Lineage: Eukaryota; Viridiplantae; Streptophyta; Magnoliopsida; Poales; Poaceae
Exons: 2
Coding region: 329-2452 (707 amino acids)
Source: RefSeq, a predicted model, not a curated record
UGAAACCUGCGCUGUGCUGCGCUCUCGUCGUCUUCUCCUCCUCCUCCUCCUCCCAGAUCCCCAAUCCCACCUCGCGCCGCUGCUCUCCGGUGGCUCACGGGGGAGAGCGCUGUGGAGCCCUGCUGGGGUUGGGGCGGCCGCGCACGGGGGGAUCCUCCACCCAUCGGCGGGUGGGCGGCGGCGGCGUUGGCGUCGUCGUCGUCUUCCCCGUUUGGGCGGCGGCGGAGUCGGAGCUUGAGCCGGAUUCUUCUACGAGGGCGGCGAGGCGUUGGCCAGAUCCAGCCGUCACCAUCGCCGCCGCGGCCGCUGGUUCCGAAGAUUCGGGCACAUGGAGCCGCAGCGAGGGCCAUCUCCUGACCAUGGAUCAGAUGCAUCAGGACCAAAACAAUCUAGUGUUUCAUCACAUGGUAGACAUCGUAAUUCAUCGUCUUCUAUCUGUAAAGAUUUUCUCCGGAAGUUUGUGGACAAUGAACUUUUGACAUCAAGCCUAGAGGACUGGUUCUCAGGGCACAGCGAAGAUUGUGGUUUCAAGAAGCCAGCUUUUGAUGUUCCUUUUGACCUAAAUGAACUCCAGAAUUUUGACUAUGCUAUAGAAGGUGUUACUUUCCAGCAGCUAGUACGGAUGCCAAAUGCUCUUCAUGCCUCAACAUCAGAUAUUUUCGAAGCUACUGCACAUCUUGCUUUGGAAGAUUUUCUACAUGCAAGUAUUAAGGGUUUGUGGGAAACUUUCUGGGGCCCUGAUGAAUCGAUGCCUUUCUCUGUUGCCUGUAUACACAGCACAAGCCCCAAAUUUUAUCCUGCUGAGAAGGCCAUUAGCAGUGGGAAACUUGAUGGUGUUUGCGCGACAGCUGUAUUGCUGAAGAAUCUAAAGCAUUCACAAGGAAGGUGGGAUCAUAUUGUUGUACUGGCUUUGUUGAGACCUGAUAUUGGAAUGUUUUCAGGGCAGAAUGACCAACAACCAUCUCCUGCUGUCUUGGGGGAGGCGCUAUUCUUUGCCUUGCGUGUUCUACUUUCUCGAAGCCUUAGCAGGUCCUCGACAGUUCUUCAAAAUUCAGAUUGUGUUUAUGUCCUUCUAGUUGAUUCACAGUUUGGAGUAGUAGUAAAUGUCCAAGGUGAUCUGAACAAACUUGAUUUUGAUUUGAACAAUGUGUAUGACUCUGCUGCUGAGUGGAUAAAAAAGCAUGCACAAAUCACAGUUUCUUCCAUAGACCGUGUAUGGAACAAACUUGGGAAUGCUAACUGGGGUGACAUUGGGACCCUUCAAGUUCUCCUCGCAAUUUUCCACUCAAUGAUCCAGUUCUGUGGUGCACCAAAGUAUUCUCUUGAUGAACUAGCUACAGAGCACAGUUCUCGAUUACAGAGUCGGAGAUCAGAAAGGCACUUGGUUGGCAGGCAAGCUAAUGCAAAUGGUUUGUUUCGGUUCCAGCAACAAAGUCACUCUCCGGAAAUCGUAGAAGUACAAGAAGAGGGAGCUGUUAAUGUAAAACCAAAGGAAAUUUUGAAGCUUGAGGUAGGAUCUGUUGUGUUGAUGGAGGAUGCUGACUGGCAGAAGAGCUUUCAAAUCAAUGAUAUUCUUACAGACAGUGAGCCUCCUAUCUAUAGUGCUACUCCUGUAGAAGAGCCCACCAAAACCUAUCUGUUGUAUGUAGGCUCUAGCCCUUCUCAUUUGGAGCCAGCAUGGGAAGAUAUGAAUUCCUGGUACCAGGUUCAAAGGCAGACCAAAGUACUUACUUUGAUGAAGCAAAGAGGCAUUUCAAGUAGAUAUAUCCCACAGUUGGUUGCUUCUGGACGUGUUGUCCAUCCAGGCCCUUGUAACAAGCCUAACUCUAGUGGGAGUUGUGGUCAUCCAUGGUGCAGUACUCCAAUACUUGUCACCUCGCCAGUUGGUGAAACCAUCUCAAAUCUGAUAAGGAAUGGACUGUUUUGUGUUGAGGACGCUCUGAGAUGUUGCCAUGACUGUUUGUCUGCACUUGCUGCUGCAUCAUCUGCAGGAAUCCGUCAUGGUGAUAUCCGGCCAGAGAAUGUGAUCCGUGUGAGCAAUGGUUCAAGGCAUCCAUACUUUGUACUUAUUGGAUGGGGUCAUGCAAUCCUAGAAGACAGGGAUCGGCCGUUAAUGAAUCUAUUUUUCUCAUCUACGUUUGCUCUCCAGGAAGGCAAGCUAUGUGCAGCAUCUGAUGCUGAAAGCUUAAUUUAUCUUUUAUAUUUCUGUUGUGGUGGAGUUUGCCCAGAGCUUGACUCAGUUGAAGGAGCACUUCAGUGGAGGGAGACAUCAUGGUCAAGGAGAGUUAUACAGCAGAAGUUGGGUGAUGUUUCAGCAGUGCUGAAAGCUUUUGCAGACUAUGUUGACAGCAUUUGUGGAACCCCAUACCCGAUGGACUAUGAGAUAUGGCUGAGAAGGUUACGAAGAACAAUCAAUGAAGAUCAUGGCAAGGAGAUUGAUACAUCAAGUUAGUACUGCAGCGCAUGUUAGUGCGGAAGUGUGAUAUGGAAGAUCAAGAAUGGUCGUUCCAUACCCUGUAUUGUUGUUGUAGAUAAUUUAUUUGCAUGUCUCGUAAAAGGUCCAUAACUUAGUACCCCCCCCCCCCCCUCCCUCCCAUCUCGCUCCAUUUCAUCUAAAGAGUAUUUCUAUAGUCAAAAUCUGCUGCUGAUAUCCUCAACUUGGAUUUCUGACAAUGGUAUUGCCUUCGCACAAGACUGCAGUAGAGAUCUUCUGAGGAUAUCUGCAACAUGAUUUGUUUUGGUGAGUGCUCCUCUCAAGUCCUUGCUUUUCUUCGGAUCUCAAAGUGUGUGGUAUAGUUGAUCAAUUUUUGGUCCUUUUACCUUUUCGAAUUUGUUCCAGAAUGGAUUUGUGAUUAUUAGAGGUGGUGUGUGGCAGAGUAGCAUUUUGUUCUGACUAAAUUAUUUUGCGGGUGCAAUGUUGCAAGUGCGCCUAGUUCUUGUAAAUGUUGUUCUUGUUCAGCUGUACAAACUUCAAUCCUGCUAGGGCUGCAA